Messenger RNA from Hippocampus zosterae (dwarf seahorse), 4349 nucleotides. RefSeq names its product claspin. The transcript has 24 exons. Gene Ontology annotation, molecular function: anaphase-promoting complex binding. The coding region runs from base 260 to 4105 and encodes 1281 amino acids. Lineage: Eukaryota; Metazoa; Chordata; Actinopteri; Syngnathiformes; Syngnathidae. Gene Ontology annotation, biological process: mitotic G2 DNA damage checkpoint signaling; activation of protein kinase activity; mitotic DNA replication checkpoint signaling. The record is from RefSeq and is a predicted model, not a curated record.
UGACACCUCGCUGACGAAAACUGUGGUCCAGCUGUCACGGCGCGCGAAAGAUAAAAAAUUGUGCUGUGAGAACAGGCGGGAGGACGAGAGGCAACCGAGCUAAAGGCCAUCUCAUUGGACAUCAACGACUGAAUUAUCCUCCGUUGUUCAGGCAUGAACUUUUUGGAUGCUUUUUGACGCUGCCAAAACUUGACGAGACUUUUGAUUUCUCGCCGCUGGUUUCUUUGUGACAAUCUUCGAGUAGCAAGCGGGCAACGAGAUGAGCCUGGUCCUUUCUCAGCAACAGGUUGAAGGUCUUCCUUCCAUGGCCCCCUCGGAAACCGAGAGCGAUUCAGACAGUGGAAUGGGCUCUCCAGCAGAGGGGACUAUGCCAGAGACAACAAAUAACAGAGAGGAUCAUCCAGACUCUGAUGAGGAAGAAGACAUUCAAGUUCGCCGAAAGCCUCGCCGUCAUGCCAUCAGAGACAGCGAGGAGGAGGAGGAGGAGGAGACGGCUGUGGCAGAAACAUUCUUAAUGUCUGCUUCUCGUGGAGAGGAGAUAGAAACAGAUGAGAAACAAGAGGUUGAAAAAAGCAGGAGAAGAAUUUCUGCUCCCGUAGAUGACGAAGACAGCGAACCCGAGCUGAAAGUGGAUGAGCACAGGCAGAACACUAAGAAGGUCGCCAAAACAACUAAAGAUCCAAAAAGGAGGGAGAGGAGCCAGCGGCGCCGAGACAAAAAGGAGAAACAUAGCAAAACGGUGGAAAAACUGAAGACCAAAGAGAGAUUCUCCGACAUGGACGAAGGUACGCAUCUCCUCACUGCCCCGAAUGACAGCGGCUGCCUGUUGGCUGACACGGAUCUCUUCGACGCCGGUAUCGAUGACGAGUUAGAGGAGGAAGAGUCACUGGAUUCAAUUCGAGCAGCUGUCAAACAAAAGAUGAAAAAGCAACAGGCACCUUUCCUGGAUGAAGAAGAGGUUGGAGAUGGAGCGGAAAAGCCCCAGCGUGCGGAGCGAAAAGCAGCACGUGCAAGCAAAGAGGCAAUGAAGCAGCUCCACAGUGAGUCUCAGAGGCUGGUCAGAGAGUCAGAACUUGGCUUGCCGUACCACAUGCCGGAGCCAAAGACCAUCAGCCAGUUUUUUAAGAAGAGAGCCAGGCCGGAGGGACCUGCCAUGGCUCUGUUGAAAUCUCGACAGUAUUCUGAAGUCAUGUUGGAGAAACCGACACCGCCGCUACCUGCAGCCGACCCCGCCAGCCAAGCCCAACAGGCGCCCGCAGAGCAAGACUCCGCUCCCCCUCCUCACCAAGCAUCCUCUCAACUCAAACCGUUACCCGAGCCAGAGAACCUGAGUCCUACGCGCGAUGCCGCCAUCUUCACAUCCGACCGUGGAUUCGCUCCGAUGCUUUAUCUCUCGGAGAGUUUGCAGGAGUCGCUUUCAGCGGAUGCGUCGAUGAAAACCGCAUCCGAAGAAGGGGGUCUUUUGAAACAAACCGAAGCGCUGUCGAACAUCCAGCGAGCGGAGGACGGACCCCCAGCUGCGGUUGAACCUCAGUCUACAACUCUUACUGCCGAGCCCCUCACAACGCUGGCCGGCAAGCCAAAGAUGGACAAAUUAGCCCGACUAAAAGAGCUCGGACUGGACCCCCCGCCCGUUGCUAAAUUGUGCGCCAACGCCGGAGAUUUUAUCCUCCUCGAUCCAGCUUCGCACAACCCGGGCGUCGAGGCUCUGAAAAAGCGCUACCUCCGUCACAUCCACGCUCCGGUCCGGCCGAAGGGAGAGCAUACGUUGCAGCUCAACAUCAUCCGUAAAGACACCGCGGCGUCUGGCAAGGAGGAGUUGUGUGCCCAGACUGUCGCCGUCACCGUUAAAGAAGGACAAGAAGAACCAGCACCAACCAAACCUGGAGAGAAAUUGUUGACCCUGAAGCAGCGGCUGCAGCUCGCCAUGGCGCAGCGCAGGCAGGAGGAGCGAGUGCGCAAGGCCGAGCUGAAUCGCCUCGAUAAUGAAGACUGUGGGGAGGAAGAGGAGGAGGCCGAAAUGACGGAUGAGGACGAUGAGGGUUUAGAUGAAUUGUUGGGAGGCGAUGACGAAGAAGAGGAUGGCAGCGGGGCGCAGAGUACCCGAAGUUUUUCCCCCGCGGCACUGAAUUGCCCGUCGGUAACUGCGGACAUCAUGAACACCGAUGGCACCCUCAUACUGUUCCCUGGCAACUCCUGCUCUCGCACCGGUGAUGGUGGAAGGAGAUCUGGAGCGGGGCAAUACAGUGGGAGUAAAGUGGAAGAGGACGACUCGCUGUCUCUAAUGAAGGACAUCAGCCACAACAGUAGCUUCGAACUGGGCGGAUCCAUGAUCACUUCCUAUCAACCCAUCAGCCAUCAGCGUCCGGGGAGGGGCGCUUGCAACUCCAACUCCAGCUCGCUGUUCCGUUCGCCGUCGCCGUGCCUCUUCAGGCCGAGCAUCCUCAGCUCCGCUUCCAAGAGCUCUGGUAAACUGUCCGAGCCUUCGCUGUGCCUACCGGUUGAAGACUCCCAAGAUUUGUACGCCCCUCCUUCCCCAGCGGACUAUGAGCCCCGUGGUGAAGUCGGCGGACGCGGCGGUCUGGGCGGAGACUCUCAAGGUCGCUUCUCUCUCGAGGACGACGCCCACUCCCAGUUACUCGACGCCGACGGCUUCCUGAACGUGGGUCCGCAUCCCGGUGCCGUCCACUCCCACAAGAGAAAGUUAGUCCUGGACAGCCUGGAUGAAAACGCAAUGGACGCCAACAUGGGGGAGCUUUUAGGAAUGUGCUCGGGUGUUUUCGGGACGGCGCCGAGCGGCGAAGCGCCACCGGCCGCCCGCGAAACGGAAGAACUUCUCGGAUUAUGCUCGGGCGCAUUUCCAAGCACACAUGCGGGCGAGAAGUCACAGACUGAUCAAAGCAAGGAGAAGGAAGAUGACGAAAACAGCAUGGAUGAACUACUUGGCCUUUGUUCUGGCAAAUUUCCCAGCUCGGGUUCUUCCCACAUGAGUUCACCAGCACAAAACAGGACGAAGACGCUUCAGGAUGAGAAAGAGGAGGAAGAAGAGGACUGCGAAUUUCGGCUUCUCUCCGACGUGGAAGACGACGAAAGUGAUGAGGAUGAGGAAACGGAUGCUGAUGAAGAGGACGAAGAGAAUCAUGAGGUCGAAGAGGAGGAGCUGAAUGGAGUGUUUGCACCCGAUCUCGCGAAGAAAAAAAAGAAGAAAAUGCACCUGACCGACUACGUGGACUCGGAAGCUGAACUGUCAGGCAGCGACGAGGGCAGUGGCGAUGAAGAUGACGAGGGAGGGAGCGAGUAUGAGGAAGAGGAGCUCCUGGAGGAGCUUCCCUCCGAUGAAGAGCUGCACCAGCAGGUCAACAAGAUCCACAUGAAGCAGAUCAUGGAUGAUGACAAGCGACGCUUGCGCCUGUACCAGGAACGCUACCUCGCCGAUGGAGACUUACAUUCCGACGGGCCCGGAAGAGCUCGCCGCUUCCGUUGGAAAAAUCUCGAUGAGGCCUUCGACGCAGACAGGACUGGAGCCGAGGGUGAGGAGGAGCACGAGGAUGAUGAUGACAUGGAUCAGAUUGAGAUCCAGAGGAGGAAGGAGAGACUGGAGAGGGAACAGUGGCUCAGAGAACAGUCCCAACAGAAAGCCAAGAAAGCGACAGAUUUGGAAGAGGAGGACGGCGAGAUUGACCAGGAAGCUAGUCAGUUCCUGAAGUUGGCCAAGAAGGUGACUGCAAAGACUCUGCAGAAGAAAGCAGAGCUUCCUGUUGCACCGCCGCCGCUGAAGACAUCAUCAACCCUCAAUCCCUUCCUGCGAUCCUCACAGGUUAAAAGAGGUUCCUUGUUGAGUCAGCCACGGGCUGUCCUUCAGAAAUUGGCGUCCAUAACCGAAGGCAACCCGCUGGCACCCAGGAACAGUCGUGCGUUCCUCUUUCAGACGUUGUCUCCCGAGAAAGACGACUCAACCCGGAAAGCGUCUCAGAAUCAUACGACAAAGAGGAGGGGGAACACGGGAACCGUGAACCCGGCAGCCAAGAGGGUCUGCAGGCAGGACACAUCUGUCGGACACACUAAGGGACCCCAGAGAAGCAUUUUUAGCUUCUUGGACCACUGAAUUCAGGACAUAGCCUGAUGAGUAUUAACAUUUCUACAAAAUGACUAAAACCCGUGUUCGCUUUUUAAAUUUUUAAAUUCAUGUUGUGUUCAAUUGAUAGCCAACUAAUUGUAUAAAUGACUUUUUUUUAUUAUUAUUUUUUUUUUGCUUGUGUGUGUAUAUAGGGAUUGUUUUUGAAGUCUAAAUUGUUGGGUUUUGUGUAAUGUAUUUUACAUGUAAAUACAAUUAUAUUUUAAGACAUUUG